AUGGAAACCACUAAUAUUGUAACAGAUGCUCCUAAUGUUGGAGAGCAUGGACAAACUAAGAUUGAUUAUUAUGACUUGAAAUUAAAGUAUAAGAACUUAAAGAAUGAAGUUGGUAUGUUAGAAAAGAAAAAGAAAGUAUACGAAAAGCAUAAUGUCCCUACAGAAGAUAAAGAAAUGCUCGAUAAUGAAAUUACCACAAAACAAAAUGAACUUCAACAAGCUAAAACUAUGUACAAAGAGAAAAAGUCUCAAAGAAUGAAGGAAAUUUUCCAUAGGUCAGCAUAA
Molecule: messenger RNA, 285 nt
Organism: Entamoeba nuttalli P19
Lineage: Eukaryota; Evosea; Mastigamoebida; Endamoebidae
Exons: 1
Coding region: 1-285 (94 amino acids)
Source: RefSeq, a predicted model, not a curated record